AUGCGGUUGAUGAGUCUUGUAAAAGACAUGGGUUAUCUUGGUAGCGACAUUCCCCAUGAGGAAGUCGACCUGAAGUGCUUGAAACACCUUAUUGACACUCUCUUACUGGUGGGGGCCUGUUCCCGGGAAGAGAGGAAAAUUAUUUUAGGCCCCUAUGAGUGCUUCUGCUUUGAAUACUCUUCUGAGGCUAAGAAUGCAUCAGGUCUUCCAGCCCGUCCAUUGUUGAUGGGGUCAUACUCACAUUACUCUAGUUACCUUCGGUUCCCCCCUUCAGAGGAGGAUUACUCGUAUCUGGAUAAUCUAUUCGAGCAUGCCUUGAAGGAAGAAUUGGAGACUCUGGCUCGGUAUACUUGGUGCACUUUUGUUGAUUUAGCACUUGGUGGAGCCGGUCAUUGGGACGCUUACUGGCCUGACCAACACCGGGAGGAGAAACAUCGACUAGAGGAAAGUGUUCAUUUGAUGCUCCAACAGAACAUGUACCUACAUGAAAUACAAAGAGCUUCCACCUCUCUUAAUGGGAUAAGGGAUGCUUUGCUCCCACUUAAUCUUCAUACUUCUUUGACAGAGCAAGUGAACCAUCUAGUGAGGACCGUGGUGAUGAAGAACCAUACUAUAACUUCUGCCCAGGGAAGUGUAUCAUAUUCUAAAGCAUUUCUUUCAGCGGCCCAUAAGGAAUUAGAGUCUCCGCGCCCUGAGAAUGAUUCCAUGACUCAAUAA
Molecule: messenger RNA, 717 nt
Organism: Vicia faba (fava bean)
Lineage: Eukaryota; Viridiplantae; Streptophyta; Magnoliopsida; Fabales; Fabaceae
Source: the annotation of a GenBank genome assembly